CGGGGCGGGGCGCCCAGCCGACCAGGGACAGCGCGGAGUCGGGUCCGCCCGCCAGCGCGGCCGGGAGCACCGGGGCGGUCUGCGCGGCGCGAACCGGAGCUACGAGGAGCCUGCGCAGAGGCAGACAGCUGUCUCCAGCACAAACACGCCUGUGAAGGUAGAUGCGCGGUACUGAAGACCCAGCCUGGUUCCAGCAGCCACAGAAGGAUGGGAGCCUGGGCACUGAGGGCCCGGUCAUGAGGGACUGCUGCUCAUCCCCAGAGGCCAUCCCCGCAUCCCCAAGGCACACCCUUGACCACAGCUUAGGCAUGGACUCCAGACGCGGCAGUCCCAGCGGGGCUGGGGAAGGGGCCUCCCUCUCUGAGAGCCCCGCUGUAAGCCUAGCCUGCCCCUCUCCCUCCUGCAACCCUCUCCCAGAGGCAGUGAGAGGGCAUGGAGCCUUGAUCCCAGGAGCCUCUGACAAGACUCUGGUAGGGAAGCCAGAGCCCGCAUCCUCAGCAGACGCUCCUCCUACAGCCCCGGAGAACAGAAAUCCUGUGUUCUUGGAAAAGAUGGAGUCCAACUCCUUGAAACAGCCAGAUUCUGCUUCCACGGGAAAGGAAGAGGCUGGGCCCUUGAGGAAGGAAGAGUCCAUGCUGAUGGGAAAGGCAGAGCCUGCAACCUGUGGAAAGGGAGAUCCUGGGGCUGUUGGAGGGAUGGAUUGUGCGGCCCCAAGGAAGGAUUCUGUGUCCUUGGGAAGAGUAGAUCCAAUGUGCUCCAGCAAGGUGGAUACAGCGACUCCAGGAGGGGAAAAUCCUGGGUCUUUAGGAAAGGGAGAGCCUGUAUCCUCAGGCAAAGUGGAUCCAAGAAAGGAGGACCCCACGUAUUCCAGAAGAGAGAACCCUGGAUCUACAGGAAAGGAAGAUCUUGUGUCUUUGGGGGGAAAAGAAAUGGAACCUCCAGAAAAGACACACCCUGCAUCCACAAAAAAGACAGAUUCUGGGUUCUCAGGGAAGUCAACUCCAGGGUCAUCAAGCAAGACAGAACUUGGAUCCUCAGGAACCAAAAAGGUGAAUCCUGUAUGCUUGGGGAUGGUGGAUCCUGCAGCUGUGGGAAAUACAGAAACUUUGUCCUCAGCAAAAGAGGGCCUUCCCUCCUCAGGAGAGGGAGGGCCUGUGUCUGUGAGAAUGGCGGAAACUGUACCCGUUGGACAGCCAGAAGGUGUGUUCCCAGCAAAGACAGAACCCACAUCUGUGAACAGCACAGGACCUUCAGGCAGCAUGGACCCAGUUUCCCUAAGAAAUAUGGAGCUUGUGUCCCCAGUGAAACCAGAACUCUUGUCUUCUGGGCAGGCAGAACGUGUGUCGCUGGUAAAGACAGAAACCCUAUCCUCAGGAAGAGAGGAUUCACGGUCUUCUAGAAGGGUGGAUCACACAAGUGUCACAGGAAACAUAAAGACAUCUCAAAAAGGGAAUCCCGAGUCUUCAGGAAAGAUAGAGUCCGUGUCUUCAAGUUCAGGAGAUGCCAAGUCUUUGGGGACAUGGGGGUCCGUGUCUGCCUCAAAAGUUGAGGCGGUGACUGAGGGGAAAGGAGACCCACAGUUCUUGGAGAAGGCAAGUCCCACAGCCCCAGAGAAGGCUGAUCCCCUCACUCUCAGCAAGGAACGCUCUGCAAGCCAGGGAAAGGCAGAAACUGUUCCCUCUGAAGAAAUGGACUCCACGCCUUUAGGAAAAGUGGCCCCAACGGCUUCAGGAAAACUAGGUUUAGUGUCCCCAGGGAAGGUGGAUCUCAUGGCCUCAGAGAGAGCAGAAGGCAUUUCAGAGGCAAAGGCUCCAGAAAGGAAGGAUCCUGUGAAUUCCACCAGUGCCUCGGGGAGUGCUGAGCCCAAGUCUGGGGUCAAGGUGGUAACCCAGCUUCCAGGGGCCUCGUCCCCUGGAACGGUGGAAGCAGCGCCAUCUUCGCAAAGAGAGCAGCCACAGGUGUCUGGGAAAAUGGAUCCCUCCGGAAAAGUCGACCCCACUGCGUCUAUGGAGCCUGUGUCCCUGGGGAAGGCUGACUCCGCAUCUCCAUCUCCGAGAAAAGCAGAGUCUCAAGCGUCGGCAGAGACUGCCCCCCUGCCUCUGGAGAAGGCCAAGUCCUCUCUCAGGCAAUCAGAUGGUGCACCCUGCAGCUCAGCCCAGCCUCUGGGAGACGCCAGGAGCAGCGGGGCCCUGCCAGAGCCAGAGCCCUCCGCCAGCACCAGCCAGAAAGACCCAGCGGCAGCUGCGGCUCCGAAGAGCCCCCGCGCCGAGGGCACAGCGCCCCCGCCAGGACCACGGACUCGCGACAACUUCACCAAGGCGCCGUCGUGGGACGCGGGAGCGCCGCCUCCCCGCGAGGACGCGGGCACGCAGGCCGGCGCCCAGGCCUGCGUCUCGGUGGCGGUGAGCCCCAUGUCUCCGCAGGACGGCGCGGCCGCCCCGGCCUUCAGCUUCCAGGCGGCACCGCGCGCGCCCAGCCCCGCGCCCAGGCCGCCGUCGCGCCGGGACGCGGGCCUGCAGGUGUCGCUGGGAGCCGCCGAGACGCGCUCGGUGGCCACCGGGCCCAUGACUCCGCAGGCCGCGGCACCGCCCGCCGCGCCGCCCGUCUUCCCCGAGGUGCGGGUUCGGCCCGGCUCCGUGUUGGCGGCCGCCAUGGCACCCCAGGAGACGGUCGAGCCGGUGCGCGACGUGAGCUGGGACGAGAAGGGCAUGACGUGGGAGGUGUACGGUGCCUCCAUGGAGGUGGAGGUGCUGGGCAUGGCCAUCCAGAAGCAUUUGGAGCGCCAGAUAGAGGAGCACGGCCGCCAAGGGGCGCCGGCGCCGCCGCCCGCCGUCCGCGCGGGCCCAGGCCGUGCAGGCUCCGUGCGCACCGCGCCUGCCGAGGGCGCCGCCAAGCGUCCGCCCGGCCUCUUCCGCGCGCUGCUGCAGAGUGUGCGCCGGCCGCGAUGCUGCUCGCGGGCGGGCCCCACAGCCGAGUGAUUUGUCCCCGUUUUGUAGGCCCGGGUUUCCAACCUUCUCAGGCUCCCUUCUUGAUAUCAAGUCCUUGAAAGCUACGCCCCAUCCCCAACCCCGCGUGCGCCAGGCCUCCGAGGCGGCCUUCAGGGGCUUCUUUCCAGUCCCUCCUUUCCCAAACACCGACGAAAACCCCUUGCCCAGUCAGUCCCUUUGUGGCCAUGAGCCCACACACCCGACCCUGACAACCCCACCCCGGUGCCCUCGCAGCCUUUCGCGCCGCUCCCUCAGGUAGUAGUGGGAGAGCACGGGUGCCUGCGCCCAUCCCUCCACCCUAGAGCCCAGGCAGGCUCCUGAGGUGGCCAGACUGACGCUCUGAGGCCUCCAGCGGGCCAAGGUCCCCAGAACUGGGAAAGACUGCACGCUUAAGUGUUCUUCCACGUGUGCCAGGAUCGAUACGAAGCCACCAGAAAGGCAAACUCUGAAUGGGAGGUUGGGGUGGGGGGCGGUGAGUCUCUGAGCGGUGAGGGGUCUCCACAUGGUGCUGGCCCCACGGCCAGGGUGUCUCUUGCAUGCUGUUGGUAGUCCUACUCCCUCCCCUGUCUCCCCAUCUAGUCCAGUGCCCUGUUUCCUCUCCUACCCAGUCACUAUGCACAGUUCCCAUAGAGGCCAAAGGCUAGGACUGCCCGGGGCUCGGCUGAGAGGGGAGAGUCAUGAAAGGUGUCAGGCCACUGGGAGCCUGGGCGACACCUGAUCUUAGGUAUUGGGAACAGGGUGGAGAGCUCCUUUGACACCCACAGUUGUCUUUUAAAGGUUCACCUCCUAUCUCCCAUCUUCCCUCAACACACACAAUGCUGUGAGCCCCGACAAGUUCCUUGUAACCACUGAGCGCCCUGUUUUUGGCUACUAACUGUCACAGUAUACAUUGGUAAUAAAACCUUUCCCCAA
Messenger RNA from Mesocricetus auratus (golden hamster), 3899 nucleotides. It is a transcript of the gene Gprin1, whose product is annotated as G protein regulated inducer of neurite outgrowth 1. Gene Ontology annotation, biological process: neuron projection development. Lineage: Eukaryota; Metazoa; Chordata; Mammalia; Rodentia; Cricetidae. Gene Ontology annotation, cellular component: plasma membrane. The record is from RefSeq and is a predicted model, not a curated record.